Molecule: messenger RNA, 1164 nt
Organism: Scomber scombrus (Atlantic mackerel)
Lineage: Eukaryota; Metazoa; Chordata; Actinopteri; Scombriformes; Scombridae
Product: serine/threonine-protein kinase Nek1-like
Exons: 12
Coding region: 184-1164 (326 amino acids)
Biological process (GO): protein phosphorylation
Molecular function (GO): ATP binding; protein kinase activity
Source: RefSeq, a predicted model, not a curated record
AAGAGAAAAGAUGCACAAUAUUAUGUUACCAUGUUGUGAUAAAGAAAGAGAAAUUUAGAGUUGAUGGACAGCAACAAAGAAGAUUAAUCAGCAGUGUGAGAGAAAACUGAACUGCAGAGAAGAAAACCAGACUGAUCAGGAACAAGAACAUAACAAACAUGAGCUGACAGUCAUUCCACUAACAUGGAUAAGUAUGAAACGGUGAAGAAAAUUGGGCAAGGUGCAUUUGGAACAACCAUCCUUGUCAAAUCCAAAGAGGAUGGACACCAAUAUGUCAUUAAGGAGAUACAUGGCAUAUCUAGAAUAUUUACUGAAGAGAAGCAGAAAGCUCAACAAGAAGUUGAAGUCCUUUCCAACCUGAGUCAUCCCAACAUUGUCCAGUAUAAGAAAUCUUUUGAAGACAAAGGCUGUCUGUAUAUUGUGAUGGACUACUGUGAAGGUGGAGACCUCUCCAUGAAGAUCAAAUCUCAGGAAGGAAAACUUUUGUCAGAAGAACAAAUCCUGGACUGGUUUGUGCAGAUUUGUUUGGCACUAAAACACAUCCAUGAUAGAAACAUCAUCCACAGGGACAUUAAACCACAGAACAUAUUUUUGACUAAAGAUGGGACUGUACAGCUUGGGGAGUUUGGAAUUGCAAGAGUGCUGAACAGCACUGGAGAACUGGCAACAACAUGCAUAGGAACACCACUUUAUCUAUCACCAGAGAUCUGUGAGAACAAACCAUACGACAACAAAAGUGAUAUUUGGGCCGUAGGUUGUGUCCUGUAUGAAAUGUGCUCUCUAAAGCCUGCAUUUAAGGGUGGUAAUAUGGUGGAACAAUGUCUGAAGGUCAGCAGUGGUUCAUACUCUCCAGUGUCUGAUCACUACUCCCAAGAACUGCGCUCUCUCUUGGCUCAGCUGUUGAAACGUGACCCUGAAGAGAGACCCUCAGUCAGCAGCAUACUGUACAGACCUUUCCUCUGCUGCAGGAUACAGAAGUUCCUCACACCACAGAUCAUUGCUCAGGAAUUUGACCCUGAAGAGAGAAAGAUUCUGGGGUCAGCAGCUCUCCUUAAACUGACAGCUGCGGCCAACACGCUGAUGGUUCUGAAGAGGCGUCCUGUGUAUCUGCACUCGAUUGCUCAGCCUGCCUCAACUACCCGGAUGUUUGUCACAGAAAAUUGA